AUGAAUAGAAUUGAAUGGAAUAUAAAAGAUUUAUUUGAAAAAGACAAAAAUAAUAAUGAAGAUAAAACAAACAAAUGUAGUAAAAAGAUAAAUUACGAAGAAAAAAAUGAUAACGAUUCUUAUUCUUCUAGCAUAAAUGCUUAUAAAACUCCUAUAAUGGUAAAAAAGACUAACCAAACUUCAGAGAACAAUCAUUAUUUUUUAUUAAAAAAGAAUAGAAACAGUUUUAGUGAAAAUGCCCAAAUAUAUAAUAAAUUAAAUAAGAAAAUGAAUCAUAAAUUAGCUAAUAGAUUAACUAUAAAACUAAAUAGUAACUUAAAUAAAAAUAAUGAUUCAUAUAUAAAUAGUGGUAAUGAUAAAACUUCUAAUAAAUUUAAUUUUGCUGACAAAGAAACAAAAUCAAGUGGACUUCUUUGGAAGUGCGUAAAAAAUGUUUAUACUUCUUUUACAACAGCUGUAAAGAAAAAUAUUUUCAUCAAUGAUAAGAAUUUAGAGGAUAAUCAUAUUUCAAAAGAGAAAUCAAUUUCAAAUAAUUCUAGGAUAAUUAACAAAAAAAUGAAAAUCAAAAAAUAUAAAGACACAAUAUUAAAUGAAUCUUGUAUAUUUUCAAAAAGAAAAAAUGAUUUAAUAUCGGAUAAAUAUAUGAAUAAAAAUUCAUCAUAUGAUAUUAAAAUAAUUAAAGAGAAAAACUUAAAAAAUGGAAUUUUACUUGAAACUAAUAAAAACAAAAAUGAUGAACAAGAAACAGAGGAUAUAAAUAAGAAAAUAAAAAAUUGUUAUUAUGAUUUUUUUGAAGAUGAUAUAAAAAACUUAUUUGGAUAUGAUGAUUAUGAAAAAGUGGAAUAUUUUAAUUAUAAUAAUUAUAAGAAUAAACAAGAUAUUCAAAGAAAGCAUAAUAUUUGCGAAAACACAAAUAAAAACAAUAUUGAUAAAUAUAAUAUUAAACGAAAUGAUGGUAGCAAUAAUAGGUAUUCAUCUAGUUCAAGCUCUUCUGAAUUUAAUUUUAAUAAAAUUAAUGAAAAUGAUAACUUUUCAUACGAUUAUAUAACAUCUAAUUUAAAAGACAAAAAAAAAAAAGUUAAUAAUUUAAUUUCAAAGACUAAUAGCCAGCAUUCAUUGCAUAAUUUAUAUAAUACUGACCUAAGCUCUAACAAAGGUUUUUUUUUUGAAUCACCAGGAGAUGAAAAUAUAAAUAAAAAUGAAAGUUAUUAUUUUCUUACUGAAAAAAGAAAUGGAAAUAAUAGUAGUGAUAAUAAUAUUGUAGUGACUAAUAAAAACAAAGAUGAUCAUAUUACGCAAAACAAAAGUAAUAUAUUAAGGCCGUAUUUCCAGAAUAACAAUAAAAAAUGUAGUAAAGAUAAUAUAAAAAAAAAAAUUAAUAAAGAAUAUGGAAAUAAUGAUAGUGAUAUAAGUGUGAGUAAUAGUAUUGACAAAUGCAUUGAAAAGAAAAUAGAUAAAAAUUUUAGCAAUAAUAAAGACGAAUAUUUUACGAUAAAAAAAAGUAAAGAAAGGGAAAAUACAAUAAAAUGUGUAGAUAAAUGUGAUGAAAAGAACAAAAGCUUGGAAAGUUUCUAUUAUGAAAAUAUUUUUAAAAAAAAAAAUAAAGAAGAUAAUGUAAUAAAUAUAAUCGAUGAUGAAGAGGAGUAUGCAUAUAAUGAAUUAGUUAGUAACUGUGAUACUUUUGAAAAUCAAAGUUUAAAAAAUAAAGAUCAAGAUAAUGGUUACAAAAAUACAGAAAAUUAUAAUAGUUUCAUUAAAAAUAAUGAAGAAAUAAAAAAAAUGAGGAAUGAAUAUAAAUCAUUAAUACAAUUGAUAGAUACAUUCAUUGAUGAAAGUUUAAAUGGUAGUGAUUUAUCUAAUUCUUUAAUUGAUAAAAAAAAAAGUAAUGAAGGUGAUCGAGAAAAAAAAAAUAUAAAUAAUGACUUCAAUAAAGAUGAAGAUAGUAUGAAAAUCAUAGAUGGAAUUUAUAGUGACAAUAAAAAUAAGUAUAUUAUCUUAAAAUAUGAUGAAGAUUCGUUAAUUGAAGCAUUAGAAAAAUUAAGAAUUGAUAAGAAGAAAAAAAAAGUAUAUGAAAGAGAAGAGGAAGAAGAAGAAAAAAAAAAAAUUACAAAAAUAGACAAAAGUAUAUUUUAUAAAUGUAAUAAAAAGGAUCAAUAUGAAACAGCAAUAUUUAUAUUAAAUCAAAAAAAUGAAAAUAAAGUAUUAAUUGAAAAAUUUAAUGUUCCCCUAUUGUAUUCUCAAAUAAAAUGUUUAAUAGAUACACAAUGGUUAAACGAUGAAGUUAUUAAUUUUUAUUUAAGUAUGUUACAAGAAUAUAAUGAACAAAAAGUUAAAAACGAUUCAUCAUAUUUUCCAAAGAUUUUUACUUUUAGUACAUUUUUUUUUCAAUCAUUAAGUUCAAAUGGGUGUUACAAUUAUUGUAAGGUAUCCAGAUGGACAAAAAGAAAAAAGGUUGAUAUUUUUUCUUUUGAUUUAAUUCUUAUUCCAUUACAUGUAGGUGGAAAUCAUUGGACAUUAGGAUCGAUUAAUAUAAAAGAUAAAAAAAUUAAAUUAUAUGAUUCUUUAAAUAUGCCAAAUAAAAACUUUUUUGAAUAUAUAAGAAGGUAUAUCGUUGAUGAAGCAAAAGAUAAAAAACAGAUAGAUAUUAAUAUUUCUACGUGGGAAUAUGAUAAAAAUGGAAAUUCCGAGAUUGGGGCACCAUUUCAAGAAAAUGGAUAUGAUUGUGGAGUAUUUACAUGUAUGUUUGCAAAAUGUUUAAGUUUUAAUAGGGAAUUUGAUUUUAACCAAAAUGAUAUAAAGGAAAUACGAUUAAAAAUGGUUUAUGAAAUAUCAAAAGGAUAUUUAGCAUUUUGA
This is a messenger RNA of Plasmodium relictum, 2853 nucleotides long. RefSeq names its product sentrin-specific protease 1, putative (gene SENP1). Gene Ontology annotation, cellular component: nucleus. Gene Ontology annotation, molecular function: deSUMOylase activity. The transcript is spliced from 3 exons. The record is from RefSeq and is a predicted model, not a curated record. Gene Ontology annotation, biological process: protein desumoylation. Bases 1 to 2853 code for a protein of 950 amino acids. Lineage: Eukaryota; Apicomplexa; Aconoidasida; Haemosporida; Plasmodiidae.